Messenger RNA from Cercospora beticola, 1297 nucleotides. RefSeq lists its product as uncharacterized. NCBI's taxonomy places the organism in Eukaryota, Fungi, Ascomycota, Dothideomycetes, Mycosphaerellales, Mycosphaerellaceae. The record is from RefSeq and is a predicted model, not a curated record.
AGAAAGCUUGCGAAGCGCUUCGCUCUUCACCAAUCAGCAUCACUUCUCUCACCUCCCACCAACAACCGCAAGCGCUGUACCAUCAACAAGACGUUUCACAUUCUGCUUCCAACCACGCAAGAGAGCUAUUCCCAUCCUCGUCUCUGCACCUUUCAUUGGUCAUCGAGUACAGAGCGAGCUUUUCGAGGCCUCCCGCGACCGACUCUACUCAAGCGCCGCUACGCCCGAGGAUGAAGAAUGUUUGGUUCAGCGCGUAUGAGGUGUGUGAUUGAGUUCGCAUACACACUGCAUUGCUGCAGAAGAAUUACUUAGGCGCUGGACAGGAUAAGCGCAUACCAUGGGGAAGGCAGUACGGGACACCAUACAUACGGGAGCAAGCAGGAGAAAGAUAUUACCUUACUUCAGUCCAGUCUCAGCAAUCUGAAAAACCUUCUCUAUCGUUCAGCACUGCUGCUUCCUUUCCUCUCCAUUCUUUCCCUUCUCAUACAGUACAGACCUGUACAUCUCUGGCAAACACAGCGACAAAAUGGCCUCCCACCUCCGCCUCCCCACCCUCCUCCUCGUCACCUUAUCCAUAAUCCUCAACAUCGCCAUCAUCGCCACAGCAAGCCAUACUCUGUCUGUCUUCAACUCAAACCGAAGCGAAAGUGUCUAUUAUCUCCCAAUCUGGUCUUCGCAUUUCGAUAUGCGAGGUCUCGGCGCCCUCAUCGGAACCUCAGUCGUGAUUCUCCUGUUGAACGCAAUCCUAGCUGCGGCGUUGUUCAUUUCUGCGCUUCCGGCGAAUGCUCUCGUAUUGGGCUCAAGCACCCUCAGCACAAUCAUCUCUCUCAUCGGCCUCGCUUUCCCCGCAGCUCUGAACGCCUCUUCGCCAUCUCGCGCCACACUUCAAACGUGGACGUGUAAUUGGAGCCGGAUUCCGAAUCAAGGUGUUCCAGAAUCUUUCAAUACAUUGUGUCAUGAGACUCGCUUCGCCUUCUACACCACCAUCCCCACAUUCCUCCUCCAACUCUUGUUACUCGGAACUGCGAUUUUCGCUCUGAGCAAUAAGAAUGCGAAUUCUGCGCAGAAGAGGAGGAGUUUGAUGAGGUUGGAUGAGGAGAAGAAUGGCGAUUUUGAGAUGAGAUGUCAGUCGCAGAAGGGAAGUUUUGAUACGAAGAACAGUGAGAGUACGCCGAAGAAGGACAGAGUGAGGGUUGUGGAGGUUGGGAAGUAGGAAGUAGGAAGCGGGUGGGAGUGGUUGAUGGGGAAAUGGAGGGGAGGGAAACAGGACUCCGCGAUGGAGACGGCAUUGGGAGGC